Molecule: messenger RNA, 4471 nt
Organism: Myzus persicae (green peach aphid)
Lineage: Eukaryota; Metazoa; Arthropoda; Insecta; Hemiptera; Aphididae
Exons: 11
Coding region: 460-2001 (513 amino acids)
Source: RefSeq, a predicted model, not a curated record
ACGCCCGCCGCCGACGAAGACGACGACGAUCGCACGCCACAAGACGUCCAGUCCACCGACGCCAUCAAAACCUCACCGACGUCUCUGUCCGUCCAGAAGAGAGUCGUCGUCGUCGCACCACCCGAGUCCCGAGAGCGAGCAGUCGACACGGUUUCGGUCUGACGCGAUAAACGAUCCGACAACUACGGCCCGACUUGUAUUUCGAUCGUAUAUACCCGCGACCGCAAUCGCCGACAGUACGCGAGGGACAGCCCGCUGCAGCGUCUCCGCGUGUAGUCCGUGCCACGAGCAAUAAUACUUUAUUGUCAAACACUUGCGAAAUUCAGAGGCCGACCUGCAGCAAACGCAACUCGUCAUCGCAACCAGGUCGUCGUCCUUCUACGUAGGGUCGUCGAAGAUCCUGCACCAGCAGUAGCAGCUCCGGUCGUGACCACGAAGAAGCGGCCCUACAGCCAUACAAUGAUAUUUUCGAAAUGCCAGUAUGCGGCGUUCACGUUAUUACUGAUUCAGAUGAGGGUGCUGUGCCAAGAGUCGAUCACCACCGAAGGAGGAGUGGUGGUGGGCAGCGGUGCCGGACCCACGGAGCUCUAUCCGAACGGCGAAGAAGGUGUGGACGACGUCGGCAGGGAGAACGUGUUUGUGCUCAACGAUACCAGGGAAGCUCUGUCUCACGACGGUAGCGAACACAAUUCCGUGUUGUUCGUCGGCGACAGUUAUGUGCCAGUCACCACUCAGCUCCGGUCCAGACCCAUAUCGCCUGCCGACUCGACCGUGCUCGAUUGGAGACUGCAAACCGUGGAAAGUUGGGACGGACGGCGGCACGGCAACAACAAGACGCGUGUGCAACACAUCGAAGCCGAGUGCCAGGACGAUUACAUGAAAAUUCGCAUUGGUUUCAACGGCUCAUUUGGCGGUCUGCUGUACUCGUCCGGAUAUUCGUACGACCCGGAUUGCGUUUACAUCAACGGCACUGGUCGGGAUUACUACGAGUUUUACAUACAGCUGAACCGUUGCGGUACCUUGGGAAAGAACUCCAGACAAGAGGACGCUAGGAAAAACCCAGCUAAAAAUCUCAUGUGGAACACCGUAACCGUGCAAUACAACCCGCUGAUCGAAGAGGAAUGGGACGAACACUUCAAGGUGACCUGCGAAUACGGCUACGACUUUUGGAAGACUGUGACAUUUCCGUUUUUAGACGUUGAAGUCGCCACCGGCAAUCCUGUCGUCUUCACGCUGUCGCCGCCCGAGUGUUACAUGGAAAUACGGUACGGCUACGGCACCACAGGAAACAGGGUGGGCGGACCCGUACGCGUGGGAGACCCGCUGACUUUGAUCAUCUACAUGAGAAGCAAAUACGAUGGUUUCGACAUUGUGGUGAACGAUUGUUACGCGCACAACGGAGCGCAGAAGAAGAUUCAACUCAUCGAUCAAUACGGGUGUCCCGUCGACGACAAGCUGAUCAGCAGAUUUAGAGGAUCGUGGAGCGAAAGCCAAGUGUUUGAGACCCAAGUGUUCGCCUACAUGAAAACGUUCAGGUUCACCGGGUCACCGGCACUUUACAUUGAAUGUGACGUCAGAAUGUGUCACGGCAGAUGUCCGAGUCAACCGUGUCACUGGAGGAAUGCCAAGAGCGUAUCGAAGAGGUCCACCGACGUGGAGGUAGCUACGACCCCGGCAGCCCUUUCGCAGAACAUCAACUUGUUCCAGUCGUUGAGAGUGCUUCAAGAGGGCGAGAACGGCGAAGACGCAAGUGCACUUAGCAACAGAACCACCGGAUACUACACGGACAACAGCCAGAAUUCAGUGUGCGUGCGGUCUGGUUUGCUGGCCGGUCUGCUGGCCCUCGCCUCCACUGUGCUGUGCUUUUUGAGCUUGGCACUGACCGUAAUGUGUUACCGGUCCAAGCGAUUGGUCAAGGGAUGCGCCGACGAUCCUGCGCACCACGUGAUCGCGGCCGCGCCGGCGAGAUGUUUCCUCACACACAAGGGCAGAAUAAACUGAGGGGUGUCGACGUGGGUCGGCUGACUACCGGGGAGGGGGGUACGGCAAUAGCAGCCUGUAUUUUUACAAAAUAUCAUCAGGUACAAAACACUUAACAUAAUAUUAUCAUAUCACAUCGUGUAUACAAUACCACACUCUCAUCACCACUCGCAUUGAACAUAUAAUAAUAUACUAUUUUCUAUAUCAUUUUUUUUUGUUGUUUAAAAAUAGUAAUCAUUAUUAUUGUUAUUAUUAUUAUUGUUAAUGUUGUCAAUUAUUGAGUUGUUAAUUUCAGUCGGAAUAGAAAGACGCUUAAGAAACACUGUAUUACCUCGGGUUUAACGGUAUUGCAGUGCAGACAUAUGUGCACCUGAUCCUUGACCAGAUCACGUACAGACAGGACGAUUCGCAUUCAUUUUACAUAAAAUAUUAUCAUAACAUCAAGUUACGCAUACGUGACGGUCGGACGAUGUUUUUUCUUAGUCGCCAAUCCGUUGUCCAGGGCAAACCUGCGGGGACUUCCUGUGCUCAGGAUUGUCCUCGUCGUUUUCAUUUGUCAUCUCUAACUGUAUAAUUUAAUAUAUAAAAAAAUUAGGUUUACCCUCCUCCGAGUUUCGACCCUUUAUACGUCUCCUACUGUUCAACUGAACAUCUCUCGUCCUGUCUGUGUACGAACAUUCGUCUGAAACACGUGGUGAUGAUGAUGAUAGUAAUAAUAAUAAUAAUACUAACAAUGAUAAUAUUAAACCGUCCUUCCGAUCAUGUUUCGCUGCAGGACAGAUAUUAUUUUAUACUUUAAGUCAGGUUUAAUGCACUAUUUACACGAAAUCAACGACCUCUUUAUGUAAUUUUUCAAUCUUUUUCAAUUAUUAUUAUUAUUAAGAAGAAGAGAAUAAACAAAAAUGGGCCAUAUACUAAGUAAAAAAUAAAAAAAGUAAUAAAUAAUAUUGUAUCAAUUAAUUCGUAUACUUACUAUAAAUUAUUAUACUAUAAUAUUAUAGAAGUUGCUAUUUGCCAAUGCUAACAAGCGUGCAACAUAUGCGUUCAUACUGCUUCGUUCAUUUUCUCGAAAACAUAAUUACUAUAAAAAUAUUAUUAAAUUUGGUUGUCCGGUCGGUGGCUUUUCUACAUUAUUACACAGUUUCGAAUAGUAAACAUAUUUUUUCACACCGUCGACGGCGUAUCUUUUCCGCACUCGGAAGAUAUUCGUGACAAUAUUAUUAUUAUUAUCAGCUGUUAUUCAGUUUCUGUGACGAAUGACCAUUAUGGUCAUGGACCAACCGUGGUAACGAUGUUAUGACGUCGUGACUUCCAUACUAAGUAUUAACCUUCUGCAGGGUACUCGAAGACGUACGAAACGCCUAACAAUGUCACACGUGACGGACAUGUUUCAUCUAUAUUUUAAGUACAGCGAGUGUAGGUACCACUUAGGUGGUGGUUAAGAGGAAUUCACAUCAAUAUCUCGACACAAAAUAUUACCUAUAAUAUUGCAGUGAAGUAUUUCAUUGCUGUAGAAAAUGGACGAAACACACUCGUAAAACUGUUUCGCUGUCGAACCGUCAGGAUAUAAUAUUAUACCCACACUCCGCUCUAUAUCAUAAUAAUUACGAUAGGUCCCUCUCGAUCUAUUAUAUAGGUAGGUACAAUAAUUAAUCAUUUCGCUCACCCACCGUGUCUACCCACCCCUCGUAAACUCGCUCCGUAUUUUAUCACGCAUGUCAUUGUCGAAUCAUUUCGGUUACACAUACGAGAUGAAAUCGUUCUAAUAGUACCCUAUCUAGUUAAACGUUAUGUUAUAUAAUAAUAUUAAACAUAUACAUAGUAUCUAAAGCAGUAUCUUAUAUUAUAUUCAAUAUUGUAACGUUCUACGAUAGUAUUUUAAAAAUAUAAUAUUAAUAAUCCGUUACGUCGUCAUUAUAUUAUUAUUAUCAUUCGUUCCAAUAGCUGAUGAAUAACUUGAAAAAGAACAAGAAGUUUUCUUUUCACUUGUCGCUUGUAAAUAUUCAUAUAAUAUUAUUAUUGUAUUAGAAACGUCUUCUUGAAUAAGUUAGAUGUGUAUUUUAUAUUAUAGGUAGAUUUAUAUAUACAUAUUAUAUAUUUUUUUUAUUCUGUGUUUGCGCGUGCGUAAACACGAUAUGUUAGAACAACCUCUAUCUAACGAGCAACUAAUUGAUGCGAGCGACUAGAAAGUAAAAACGAUCAUAAGUGCCCGGAUCGGUAUUAUCAUUGGUUUCCCAAAAUCAUUUUUCAUGUAAAAAAUUAUUUUUUUGCGUGGUCAGGACGAGUGAAUUAGAAUCUAAUAUCCAGUCGUGUGAAAAUAUUUCUGUCAGAAAAUAUUAUGUUGUGCUCUUUAUAUAGGGGUUGUACUAACAGACCUAUUAGUUUUUAAGCUCUGUACAGAGCAUUUAGUGUUUUUGGUAUAAAAACAAAAUGCAUUUUUUUAUAUCAUAAUUCCAUAAUGUUUAUUUUUAAUAUUUAUUAUAAUUAUUUU